Molecule: messenger RNA, 639 nt
Organism: Lactuca virosa
Lineage: Eukaryota; Viridiplantae; Streptophyta; Magnoliopsida; Asterales; Asteraceae
Source: the annotation of a GenBank genome assembly
AUGGAAGAUUCAAAGCUUUCUCUUCUAUUUACUGAGUUUUUAUUGCAUGUGUUAAUGGCUUCGGUAGGGAUAAAUUAUGGACAGAUCACAAACAAUCUUCCUUCACCGGAGCAUGUGGUUCCGUUGGUAAAAGCCAUUGGUGCCACCAGAGUGAAACUCUAUGAUGCCGAUCCUAAGUGUUACUUACCGGCGACUAAAAUCACCUCCAUUGUUGUCGGAAAUGAAGUAUUGACAUGCAAUGAUACUUCUUUGUCUGGAUGUUUGCUUCCGGCGAUGCAGAGUGUACAUACUACUCUUGUGAAUUUGAAAUUAGACAGUCAGAUUUCCUCUCGAAAACAUGCUCUCUAUUCCUCCCUCAUCAAUGCUUAUCCGUUCUUCGCGUACAAAGCUGAUCUGAAGCAAGUUUCACUUGAUUUCGUUAUGUUUCAAAUUAUUGCUGGAAUCGUUGAUCCAUGUACCAAAUUGCAUUGCGAUAACAUGUUGUUCUCUCAGAUUGAUGCGUUCUAUGCGGCUAUAUCAUCGCUAGGUUACAAGAAGCUCCCGGUUCAGAUCUCGAAGACUGGAUGGCUGUCGAAAGGAGACGAAGAUGAAGUUGGAGCGUCACCGGAAAAUGAGAAGAAGUACAACGAAAAGAUUUGA